UGGAGGACCUUGUUCUGGUUUGGAGCAUACCCUCCACUCCUGAUUAUUCUUUUCCGGUUAUAUCUCCCAGAGGCAAAUAGCCUUCUCGAACGGCAAGCAACGAGGAUAGAACGU
Molecule: messenger RNA, 114 nt
Organism: Tuber aestivum (summer truffle)
Lineage: Eukaryota; Fungi; Ascomycota; Pezizomycetes; Pezizales; Tuberaceae
Source: the annotation of a GenBank genome assembly